Molecule: messenger RNA, 6546 nt
Organism: Cyprinodon variegatus (sheepshead minnow)
Lineage: Eukaryota; Metazoa; Chordata; Actinopteri; Cyprinodontiformes; Cyprinodontidae
Gene: ambra1b
Product: autophagy/beclin-1 regulator 1
Exons: 19
Coding region: 485-4609 (1374 amino acids)
Biological process (GO): autophagy
Cellular component (GO): intracellular membrane-bounded organelle
Molecular function (GO): protein binding
Source: RefSeq, a predicted model, not a curated record
GUUUUAGGCUUGGAUUAUUAAUUUCGAACAAAUGUACUAAUGUUACAGCUAGCAGUGGGCCUUCACAUCACGAGUUAAUGGUUAAGAUCAAAACAUUUGUCUUAUUUCGGUAGAGUUCGAUUACUCGGCGCUCAGCGAGCUAACCUGCGGUGUUAGCCUGGCUAGCCGUUAGCUGGAUGCGCAGCAGCAAGUACCGAUUGGCAGCUACCAAACCGUCGGACCAAUGCCUCAGAAUUCAUCCUGGAUCUGUUCUACCUGGUUAGGGACGAACUCUGGUCGCUCAUUUUAACAGAACCUGAUCGACCGAGUGCCCUGCAGCUGCGGAUGUUUCUGUCUGACGGUUUAUUGUUCAGCAGCCAAACGAAGCUAGCCUGUUAGCAGCUAACCCGUUAGCAGCGGCUGUGAAGCCUUAGCUCUGCAUGGCGACAUCAGCCUGACGGCAGCGGGUGUGAGCAGCCAAUCAGCCGAGGCCCCUGGUAGCAGCAUGGCAUCCCGUCAGAGGAACUCGGUCCGGAUCCUGUCCAGCCGGGAGCGGGGAUCGCAGACGUUUGGCUCGCAGCGGCUCCUGCAGCUGCUGGUGGAGGAGAAGGUCCGCUGGAUGAAAUGGCAGAGUCAGAAGGUGGAGCUUCCUGACAGCCCGCGAUCAACGUUCCUGCUGGCCUUCAGCCCUGACAGGUCUUUAAUGGCCUCCACACACGUCAACCACAACAUCUACAUCACGGAGGUGAAGACGGGAAAGUGCCUACAUUCCUUGGUGGGCCACCGGAGGACCCCAUGGUGCGUGACCUUUCACCCCACCAUUCCUGGCUUGGUGGCCUCUGGGUGCCUUGACGGGGAAGUCCGCAUAUGGGACCUGCAUGGCGGCAGCGAGAGCUGGUUUACCGAGAGCAACGUGGCCAUCGCCUCCCUCGCCUUCCACCCAACGGCUCAGCUCCUCCUCAUCGCCACCAACAACGAGCUGCACUUCUGGGACUGGAGCCGCCCCGAGCCGUUCGCCGUGGUCAAGACGGGCAGCGAGACGGAGCGAGUAAGGUUGGUGAGAUUUGAUCCUCUGGGUCACAACCUCCUCACAGCGAUUGUGAAUCCAUCCAAUCAGCAGAAUGAUGACGACUCCGAGGUUCCCAUGGACAGCGUGGAGAUGCCUCACUUCCGCCAGCGUUCCUUCCUGCCUUCCCAGCCAGUUCGCCGGACGCCGAUCCUCCACAACUUCCUGCACAUCCUGUCGUCCUCCCGCUCUGCGGGGCACAGCGUGGGCGCCGAGCAGCAGCAGCAGCUGCCGCCACGGCCUCCGAGCGACGGUGGUAGUGCCGCCGAGGCCCCCAGUACGGCGGGCGGAGCCUCCAUUCCAGGUUGCACCCAGCACCUGGGCAUGCUGUGCGUGUGCACUCGCUGCUCUGUCAGCCGGAAGCGCGCGAUGCCCGCCGGCGCCUCAACGACGGCUACGCCAGACCCCAGAGUCUCGUCGGAGACCCCCCCUCUCUCCACCGCCUCCACCUUCUCCUCGGCACGCACGGAGCCCAGGCAGCCCACAGAGCGGCCCUCAGCCUUCACCUCCGUCUACUACAGCGCCGGCGCCUCCCUGAACCCCAUCAUGCCAAAUAUCUUGGAGCCUCUGUCGGCCCCCAGGCCCAGCCCAGACUGGACCCGCAGCCUGUUGAACAUGAGAGAAGUAGGGGUGGGUCCGUCCAUGCUGCCUCCUCGGACUUCCUCCUCCUCCUCGGUCAGCCUGCUGUCGGUGCUGCGGCAGCAGGACGGCUCGUCUCAGUCCCCGCUCUACACCUCUGCCUCCGAGGGCCGAGGUUUCUCCCAGCAGGGGGACACGGGGCCCCGGGAGUCGGCCGGCACCAGCAGCGGCCACCACCCGUUCUGGGAUGGCUCUCGGAGCUCCUCGGCCUCCUUCCGGAACGUCCUGCAGUGCAACCUGAGCCGUUACUUCCUGGAGAUCGACCGCAUCGACAUCGACCCGUCACUGGGGGGCAGCAUAGCCGACGGGAACCAGGAGCCCGGCCAGGAACUGCUGAACAACAACAUGGACACAGAGAGGCCGAGCCAGCCCUCCUCAUCCUCCUCUUCCUCCCCAACCAUCAUCCAUUACCAGCCUCCCGCCCCGCCCGCCGCCGCCUCCAGCAGCUUGGAGAACAACGUCCCUCCCCCGGCCUCCAGGGGCCACUUGAACCGCUGCCGGGCCUGCCACAACCUGCUGACUUUUAAUCAGGACUCACAGCGCUGGGAGCGCACGCACCAAACCUCCUCCACCUCCUCUUCCUCCUCGCUGGAUGCGCCCUCCUCUUCCUCUUCCUUCCCCUCCCCAGCAGCACCUUGGCAGCCGGAUGACAGCAGGCGGACGCUAGAAGCUCAGAACCUGGAGAGGAGGGCGGUUCCUGAGCCCAUCGAGCAGCCGCCUCUGCCUCCUGCGGGGGCCGGAACCGUGGCCUUCCCUCUGGCCCCUCCUCCCAGCCAGGCCACCGAGCAGACGGUGGGCCUGGUCUACAACCAGGACACGGCGCAGUGGGAGAGGGUGUACCGGCAGGCAACCAGCAGCCGGACCGCCGAGCCACCAGAGGCCUUAAGCCAAGAAAUGCCUGUUGACCCCCCUGAUGAGGACUCGCUGCGGAGGCGGCUGCUGGAAUCCUCCCUGCUGUCGCUGUCUCGGUACGACAUGUCCGGAUCCAGAGACCACCCCAUCUACCCAGACCCGGCCAGACUUUCUCCAGCAGCGUACUAUGCUCAGAGGAUGAUCCAGUACCUGUCCAGACGGGACAGCAUUCGCCAGCGUUCCCUGCGAUACCAGCAGAACCACCGCAUGCGAACCAUGUCCACGUCCUCCGACAGCCCCGCCCCCAACCCCUCUAGUGCAAUGGACAACAGCGACGUGGACUUUGAGGAACUGGAUGAUCCUGCAGACCGAGCGAGACACAGGACACCAAGGAAUGCCAGGAUGUCUGCCCCCUCGCUGGGGCGAUUUGUCCCACGUCGUUUCCUGCUUCCGGAGUACCUGCCGUACGCCGGGAUCUUCCAUGAACGAGGACAGCCCGGUCUGGCUACUCACUCCUCCGUCAACAGAGUUCUGGCUGGAGCCUCCAUCGGAGAGGGUCAGUCUGCGGUCGCCAGCAACAUCGCCAACACAACAUACCGCCUGCAGUGGUGGGACUUCACCAAGUUCGACCUGCCAGAGAUCAGCAACGCCUCCGUCAACGUUCUGGUGCCAAACUGUAAAAUCUACAACGACGCCAGCUGUGACAUCUCAGCAGACGGCCAGCUGCUGGCGGUUUUCAUUCCCAGCAGCCAGCGGGGCUUUCCUGACGAGGGCAUCCUGGCCAUCUACUCUCUAGCUGCACACAACCUGGGCGAGAUGCUCUACACUAAGAGAUUCGGUCCAAAUGCCAUCUCUGUCAGCCUGUCUCCUAUGGGAUGCUACGUCAUGGUGGGCCUGGCCUCCCGUAGGAUCCUCCUGCAUCCUUCCACUGACCACAUGGUGGCGCAGGUGUUCCGCCUGCAGCAGCCGCAUGGAGGAGAGACGUCCAUGAGGAUGGUCUUUAACGUGGUUUACCCCAUGGCUCCAGACCAGAGACGCCACGUCAGCAUCAACUCGGCCCGCUGGCUGCCGGACCCGGCCAUGGGUCUGGCUUACGGCACCAACAAGGGCGACCUGGUGAUCUGCCGGCCGGUGUUCUACAGAAGCGAUGGUGAGAGUCCCGCUGAGCCCAGCAGCGAGCCACUGUUCUCGGUUAACAACAGUGGAACCAGCCGGACUCGAGGUUCUGACAGACCAGGGCCAAACCGCUCCGGCUGGAGGCUGGACAGAGACAUGGGACUGAUGAACGCCAUCGGACUGCAGCCGCGAAACCCCGCCCCUUCAGUGACAUCACAGGGCACCCAGACCCCGAUCAUCCAGCUGCAGAACGCCGAAACGCAGACGGAGAGAGACCUGUCGGAGCCCGGCGGUUCCCAGCAGCCUCCCAGUCUGAUGGCAGAAACUCCGUCUACGAGUCGAGCUGCUCAGACGGCUCCAGUUGCACCGGAAAACCGUGGAGUUCAGGACAGAGUCCAGACAGAAAGUUCUGCAGAGAGCACCGAUUCUGCUGCAGGUCCGGCUGAGUCUGCAGACUUUGGUUCUGGAGAAGACGCGCUGGCCCGGAUCCGCCGGCUGAUCGCCGAGGGCGGCAUGACGGCCGUGGUCCAAAGGGAGCAGAGCACCACCAUGGCCUCCAUGGGUGGCUUCGGGAACAACAUCAUCGUCAGCCACCGCAUCCACCGAGGCUCCCAGACGGGCCCCGGGGCCUCCAGGCCUCAAGCGGACCCCGGCACUCAGGCGCUUCUCGUCCCCCAGCCCUACCCCCUCCAUUCCCUGCAGGCUGAUCCCCCCGAGCGACUGUCCCCCAUGUGGGGCUCCCAGGUGCUGCGGGGCCCCCGGCCCCCAGGCCUCUCUGUGAGGCUGGACAUGGACGAUGUUUUCGACGGGGGACGAACUAAUGGCUCCCCCCCACAGGGUCCUUCCUCCUCCUCCUCCCUGCUGUUGUCCUCUUCCUCCUCCUCAUCCUCUCAAGGCCCCCUCCCCGGGAGUGGAGGCGGGUCUGACGGUUACCCUGGCGACCCCUACAGCAGGUAGUCUUCUGAUUGGCCGAGAGAAGCGGAGUCCAGCGUGCUGCUCAGAGCCUUAACUCACAAAUACAGGUGCUGCUUCGACACGGCCCCCCCCCUCCUCUUCUCACCCUCCUCAUCCUCACUGCGUAUAGAUCAUUCCUCAUGGGAAACGACCCUCCUCCCUGAUUGGUCCACUUCGUUUCCAUGUGAUGAAGGGGAGGAAGCAGAGGAGGAGGAUGGUUUCUUCAUCAUAGACGGUCUCCUGCUGCGCUCGGUGCCAAGUGACCAGAUAACCAAUAAAGCAGAGACUGACGUCUCCGGACUCACUGGACUUUGUCCUGUGACUGUGAUGGGGGGGACAGGGUCCCAUGAGAGGACAGAGAUGGGUGUGAGUGUCCUAUUGGGGGACGGGUGUGAGAGAGUCCCAUCAGAGGACGAGGGACGCGUAUGAGUUUGUCCCAUCAGGGGAAGGGGGACGCUUCAGGCUGAAGGGACAGUAGAGACUGAAUGGUGGAAGAUUAGAUACGGUUUCAGUUUGUUUUGGGUUUUUAAACGAGGAGAGAAAUGGGGGGGGGGUCUGGACUGGUACUGUUACCCGGACGGGUCUCGCUCUGACCCCCAAUGCUUCUUAAAAACCCAGAGUUGCACUACGGUGUGUUUUGAUGCUACAUGAGCCUGAACAGAAGAGUGUGUGUGUGUUUGUGUUCACGGUUCUGUUCCAUGGUUCUGACCCGGCCCCCAUUUACUGAUCCGGUCCACAUUAAAGGAACAAACAGGGGAGGAAACUGGAUCACAAGCUUUGGACCAGAACCGUUGACUUUUUCAGAGCUGCUGCUAAUUGUUUUCACUCUGUGAGUCUGGGUCAGAACCGGAGCAUGUUUCCUUUUCCAAACUAAUCCUGUGUGUUUGGUUCUGGUUCUAAGCCGGUUCACUUAGCUCAGAACAUUUGGACCUGAUAGUUUUUAUUUUCAGCCAAUCAAAUCAUGGACCCAUCUCUGCCGCAUCAUGUGACUGGUUUCUGCAGAGCAGCGCUGGGACGGUUCUCUGCCGCGGCUCGCUUAUCGGAUCUAACCCACUCUGAAAGUGCCGCACUUUGAGCCUCCGAACCGGGCGGACGCUGACGCGAGGCAAAAUGGAAAAUAUCCAGAACCUAAACGGGUCUUUGUUACAGAGCAUCGUUCACGGUCGCCUGAUGAAGAUGAACGUAGCUCCUUAGGUUCUGGGUGAAUCAGGCCAAACGCACCAAACAGAACCCUGCAGCAAAGCAUCAUGGGAUUCUGAGUUUUAUCUGGUAAGACAAAAAAAAUAAAUAAAAAUGAAGGAUCCAGAGUGUUUGAACGGCGCUCUGCACCCAGAGUGAACUCUGGUCAAAGUUUGACCUUUCUUCCUGGUUCUGUUGGUCCAAACUACAUCCAGAAUAUUUUUAAGAAAAAAUAACAAUGGGAACCAUUCCCUGCAGUGUUUUGGUGAAUUCUGGAGGUUCUGAUUGUUGAUUUGACCCGAAUCUUGACAGGUUCUUCCUGAAGCGGAUCCUCAGCGUUGGAUUGACGGUGGGCGACAUUUUGUGGAGCUGGAAGCUCAGAGAUGGUUUUGGGCUGACAGGUGAAGAAGAAGAGGACUGAUGAAGUUGUUCCAGACCUUCAGCUCCUCUUCCUCCCUCGCUCCGUUAAACCAUUAAUAAAGGAGAGAUUUUAGCUCUGCUGUGUGCAGAGUGGUCCCGGUACCAGUCGUCAUGAUUGAUCAGGUUUCCAUGACGACAGCAGAGCUCUGAGGCAGGAAGCAGCAGCUUGAUUGGUGGACAUUUCAGACCCAGAGAGUGUGUGUGUGUGUGUGUGUGUUCAGGCUGUGGAGGGAUGAGUGGACGAAGCUGAACGGUACUGCUGUGUCAGGAUCCCACUGUGGACCGCUCCAAAACGACUCUUUGAAUUUUAGAUGUGUUGUAAUUAAAGAGCUUUGAGAGUU